Salvelinus fontinalis (brook trout) is the source of this 3294-nucleotide messenger RNA. Its product is annotated as GTP-binding protein REM 1-like. Bases 239 to 2263 code for a protein of 674 amino acids. The record is from RefSeq and is a predicted model, not a curated record. Gene Ontology annotation, biological process: negative regulation of high voltage-gated calcium channel activity. The transcript is spliced from 13 exons. Gene Ontology annotation, molecular function: GTPase activity; GTP binding; calcium channel regulator activity. Gene Ontology annotation, cellular component: plasma membrane. Lineage: Eukaryota; Metazoa; Chordata; Actinopteri; Salmoniformes; Salmonidae.
GUCCAUAGCUUCGUCCAUGUUCCAGUAGGUGGCGGUCUUUUUCGUCGUCGAUGUGGUUGCUAUGACGAAGAGAAGCGUUACAGAACAUUCCGGAGUAACUUUUAUGUUAUGCAGCUAGGCUAAAGAUACAUUUGCAAGGUUGCAAGUCGUAUUUAUAUUGCAAAAGUUAGAAUGACUUAUUAUGCUGCAAGUUCAGCUUUGGAAUCAAUUUUUUACAACGUAUUGAUGUAAAAACAUAAUGAAUGUACUGCCAAACCAUCUUGUCAAGUCACUGAAGGAAGAUUUCAAGAUAUUGGACUACAGCAAGUGGGAGAGAUGCAACAGGAGCAAGACAGAGCCCCCUCCCUGGGUGAUUUUGCCCCCACUGCCCAACAAGACUACUGGCUCACCAAGCGAGCGUUAUCCAGCCACAGGGAGAGAGGAGAGUGGGACUUCUGCCACCCAUAACUUUUUCCCAACAACCGACAAGCCAGGGAAGUCUCGCCCCAACACUGGCCAUGAAGAGUCCACUGUGACAUCUAUGGGACGACUCUCUCGACGGAGGAGGAACGAAAGAGUGAAGCUGGACCCCAUCACUUUGAAGAAACAAGAAAAUAUCAAAACACUGAACUUGCUGAUUAUGUCGAGGAAGAAGGCCCUAGUGGAGCUGGAGAAGCACUGUGCAUUGCUGCAGGAGAGCAACGUCCGUAUGGCUGGGGAGAUAGACAGUACAGACAGACAGUCAGUGUCCAGUGCCAGGGAAUUCCUCAUCCGGCAUGACAAAUUAGGGAGUUCUAUAGCUGCAUUCAACAGCUGGAGCCACAGUCAGAUGGAGCAGGCCAAGACAGAGCUCCAGGAGGCUGAGACUGCUGCAAAGAACAGGCUUUGGGGUCUCCAUGAGCAGCUGAGGGGGGUGAAGGCAGAGCUGGUGAACGCCCAGGCGGAGCUCCACACCCUGAAGACCUACAAGGAUAAAGAGUACCCCGUCAAGGCCCUGCGCAUUGCCGAGAUAAAGAGAGGGAUUGAUAAACUCAAAGAGACACAGCAGGAUGAGAAUGAGGACGUGAACUUGCUGUGCCAGACAGAGAUGGUGUACCUGGAGAGACGAUCCCAACACGAAGAGCAGGAAGUCCUCUCUGUCAUAGCUAAGCAAAAUGUUUCAUAUAUUCCCUGUGUCGUCAAACUGAUGGCCGCACAUAAUCAGACGAUAAAAAAAGAAAUUGGAAUCCACAAAAAGGAAAUUGCGGAGCUGGAAGACAAGAACAGAGAGCUGAUCAAGAGUGUCCAGGAACUGCAAAUAUCACGGACCAACAUCAGGAAAGAGAUCUUCCAAGACGUUUUCCCCAAAUCAGAUAAGGAUGUUCUUUGCCUUUUCGCCAAGAUGACACAUACCCAGAGAGAGGGCAAAGAGACUUUGCGGAGAAGGGCAAGUACUCCUAUCCCUGCCUCUCAUCAGCCGGGGCCGAGAGGCAGAGACCCGCCAGCCGACCUCCAUCACCCUCCGCUCUGCCAGUCUGCCUCAUACCAUCCCGGAGACAAGUCUCUCCACUGCCGCGCCAAUUGGUCUUCUGAUGACUCAGACAAUGACUCGGAUGGCUCGGGAGCAGAAUGUUUAUACCGCGUUGUUUUGCUAGGAGACCACGGUGUUGGAAAGUCGAGUCUUGCCAAUAUCUUUGCUGGCAUACAGGAGAAGGAUGCUCACGACCAUACAGGAGAGGACACCUAUGAGAAAACCAUGACUGUGGAUGGGGAGGAGACCAUCCUCAUCGUCAUGGACACCUGGGAGAACGAGAAACAGGAGGAGGAUGAGAAGUGGGUCCAGGACUACUGUAUGCAGGUGGGCAACGCCUACGUCAUAGUUUACUCCAUCACGGAUCGCACCAGCUUCGAGAGUGCCUCCGAGUUACGCAUCCAGCUGCGGCGCAUACGGCAGGCCGAGAACAUUCCUAUCAUCCUCGUGGGCAACAAAAGUGACCUGGUCCGCUCCAGAGAAGUGGCUGUAGAAGAGGGCCGUGCGUGCGCUGUUGUGUUCGACUGCAAAUUCAUAGAGACAUCCGCUUCGCUCCACCACAACGUUCACGAGCUCUUCGAGGGCAUCGUCCGGCAGAUUCGCCUGCGGCGAGACAGCAAGGAGACUAACGAGCGCCGGCGCUCCGUCUACAAGCGUAAGGAGAGCCUCACCAAGAAGGCCCGCCGCUUUCUAGACCGCCUGGUGGCCAAGAACAACAAGAAGAUGGCGCUGAAGGUUCGCGCCAAGUCUUGCCACGACCUGGCCGUGCUGUAAUGGCUGCUGUGUGGCGUUCACGCCGUCAGUGGUUGCAGACUCCAACGCUCCUCUUUCCCCUAACAAUCCCCUUGUGGUAAAGGGGAAGAACAUUGUUUAUUAUUUUCUAUUUAUUUCACCCAUUAGAAGCAAUUGGGUUGAGGAAAUUUAGACUUUUUGUUGCUAUAUCCCAGAUUUGCUGAGAAUGAGUUUACUAAACAUACACCUUAUCAACUGUUUGCCUUACAUCUAAUUAAAUAGAUUCCUAGACCAGUGUAUCCAGACACAGAUCUGACAUUUAAACUCCUUUUUCUGUCUCAUUUUGAGAAGGUUUUCUAAGAUUAUUGAGGUAUGAAAUAAUAAUUUGAAUGCACUGUAUGAUGUAUUUUUGCCAUGAGGAAAGCAAUGUCCACAGAGGUACUUUACACAGAUGUCACUGACUACUUGAUUUCAAGGUUUUGCACUAUGGGAGACAGUGAUGUAUUAGGAGGAAUCAGUGGAGCUUCUUCUACAACAAUGAUGUUUCUCUCUACCAAGAGAGCUCAAGUCUGGUUUGAGACUGUUCUGUCUGUGAGCCCAUCAGUUCACAGCUAAAUUACAUGUGAACGCCGAUGUUGUUUGGGAAUCGACACCAUCGUAAACUUUCCAAAAGGAUUAUCCCGUCCUCAUCUUCCUUUACAAGCACCUCCUACACUGGAAGGACCAGUAGGGUGUUACAGUGAAACUGUCAUGGUCGCUUUUGAAAGGCUUGGUCUGAUUGACCACUGUCAAGAAACACCUUUGUAUGAUGACAUGGUCCUGAAGAGACCAAAGAAGUGUUGAGUUCUUCAAUGUCAGUGUUUUUGUCCACGUUGGGCUUGAGAAAGGUAUAAUAAUCACUUUUGUACAAAAUUGUGUUUUGAGUUUGUAAAUACAGUAUGUGAAGGAUCUUUAUGCGGAAAUAAAGGAGUAGGAAAAGUAUUACCACUUCACCAUUGUCUGCACUGGACUGUAAGGUCUGUUACUCCGAAGGCAUUGCUUACAGAAAUGUAUUAUUAAAAGGAUAAAAAUGA